This is a messenger RNA of Ascochyta rabiei, 1980 nucleotides long. RefSeq lists its product as uncharacterized. The record is from RefSeq and is a predicted model, not a curated record. The coding region runs from base 1 to 1980 and encodes 659 amino acids. Lineage: Eukaryota; Fungi; Ascomycota; Dothideomycetes; Pleosporales; Didymellaceae. The transcript has a single exon.
AUGUAUACCCACGAUCGUCGUGGUGCCGCCCACCAACGUCCGCUUUACGCGACUCCAGAUAGAGCGAGUGUAAGUUCACCUACCAGCGACCUCAAUGUGCCUGCUCGACAAUCCAAGAUCUGGCAGGACUUGCCACCGGGACUGGCGCGACUGCCCGAUGGCCGUCCUUUCGCCCCACACCAUGGUCUGAAUCCACCGCACGUGGCUUAUGGCUCUGUAGACCACGCCAGGCAUACGGGCUCCCUACAGGAAUUCUUCCAACAUGCCCACCAGCUCGCUGCUGAGCGUCGCCCGCCAACUCCACCUACCUAUGACGAUGACACACACGCUCUACCACUACGUUGUCCUGAUUCAAACUCAAGACACAUGCACAGGCUCCUGCCUAACCAGCAGCAGUCAAUGCAGUCCAGCCAUGUUUCACAGGGACUGCGACCAAGCUUCCGCGACCUGCUACCGCACACCCGUGAGUACCUGGCAUCAGGUCCGAAUAUUGUUUAUACGAACCAUCUGACAAUGUGGAACACCGACGGCACUGGAAGCAAUCGAGACGACCGAGUGGUCCAUGCCCAUUCACAUCAGACAGACCAGACCUUGUCUGCAGCGUGCGAUCGUCCGCCAGCUCUUGGCCUCUCAUCACAGCUAGACCAUGCACCCGCACAUGGAUCGCCUUAUGUAGCUCUCCCCACAACACAUUACGCGCUUCCGUCUGAACAUGACUAUUCGUGGCGGGCUUCUUCGAUUGCAUCGUCUCCCACCGUGAUGGAUCGCCAUGGCCAACUCUGCCAGACGCCUGUCGUUCAGCAAUGGCGCACUGACAACUUAGCCGGUAGGUUGAAGCGAAAACGGAACUGUGUUGGUGGGAUGGAUGCUGACCCUUUGAAAGCUCGAGCUCCAGUCAGGAUUGCUAAGAAGAAGCUUGACGCUUCGAGUCGGCGCAAGCAGGAGAUAUAUCGCCAGAAAGGCGAGGCUCGUAGACACACCAUCGCCGCAGGCAUGUCGGGACUCCAAGCGCCAGUCCACAUCCCACUGCCCACGCCUGGUCCACCUAGGGCGAAAGCCACUGCUUCAAGGAAACGCCGCAAAGUGGUACCAACUACCAACGCAACGUUGUAUGAAGACGUGCAGAAUCUGCGUUCGAGGUCAGCUUCCACAACACACUUUGACGUGCAUAUCGCCUCUGUAUCUGGUGCAGUGUCCCCCCGCCUUGAGGCUCUAGAUUACGACGAGGCAAUCGUGGAGCGAGCUGCUCCAACGCUGGAUGAAGUCCCGCAGCCUAUCGUCGACAAGUAUGAAGACUACAAGUGGCCCGUCUGCCUCUACGAGCUACAGCCUUGUCGAGGAUACGAUUUCGCAGAGCGCUGGCUCGAGCAACUCUUCGAAACCGGCCUGCAAUCCGAGUACCAGCGCCGGCGCUUCUCCCACGUCUCGAAGGGGUUUAUCAAAGAUGGCGGUCGACACUCUCUCCUCGUCCUCCACAACGCAACCAACCCGUUUGAGUAUGAACCGGCUCCCGACUCCACUGUCACCAUGGGCGUGUACGGCUACCACUGGUAUCGCCACGACGAGAUCCACUGGACGACGCUGGGUUCCGACCAGCGACAGCUUCUGGAACAGUGCGUCGAGAUGGAGUGUUUGCUGCUCAAGCACAAGUGGAGCGCCGGCACGGACAAGGCGGCGGAGAAGCGGUUCCAUCGCGCGUACUGGCUGGCGGCGAAUCGGCAGGAUCUGAAGGGCCUGCUCAACCGCUGCCCGUCGCACGACAAGCCCGAGGAUGUGGUUGAGGAGAAGAGCGCGGAGGACCCGGACGCGGAGUUUGGCAUCAGCGAGGCGGAUCUGACGAACGCGUGGGACGAAGUCAGCGAGGAGGCAUCAGCAGCGGCGUGGCUGGGCGUGCAGGAGGAAGUCGAGGCGCUGGACGAUGCGUGGGCUGUGCACGGCAGCGGAUGGCAGCACGUGGUGACUGGCAGCUCGGAGUGGUGA